Acanthosepion pharaonis is the source of this 495-nucleotide messenger RNA. The record is from the annotation of a GenBank genome assembly. Lineage: Eukaryota; Metazoa; Mollusca; Cephalopoda; Sepiida; Sepiidae.
AUGAAUGGUCCACGCGUUUCUCUCGCCUCUACAUUUUUUCGUAUCUAUAUCUAUCUACCUAUUUAUCUAUCUAUCUAUCUAUUUUCGUUUAUUCGUAUCUAUCUCCUAUUUUUAUAUUUAUCUCUCUACGUUUAUUCGUAUCUAUCUAUUUCGUGUUUAUAUCACUUCGUUCAUUCUUAUCUAUCUAUCUAUCUAUCUAUCUAUCUAUCUAUCUAUCUAUCUAUCUAUCUAUUUUCGUUUAUUCGUAUCUAUCUCCUAUUUAUAUUUAUCUAUCUACGUUUUAUUCGUAUCUAUAUAUCUCCUGUUUAUCUAUCAGCGUUUAUCCAUAUCUAUCUAUCUAUCUUUAUUCGUCUAUACGUUUGUUCCUAUCUCUCUCUAUACGUUUGUUCCUAUCUAUUUACGUUUAUUCGUACUUCUAUCUCAUAUUUAUCCACGUUUCUUUCUAUCUAUCUAUCUAUCUAUCUAUCUAUCUAUCUAUCUAUCUCCUGUUUAUAG